GUCACUCCGACAUCGCACAGUUUAAGGUUAUGAAUAUCGAAAAUAUUUUUUUAUAUUAAGUACUAUAAAAUAAGAAUGUCGUUAAUAUCAUUCGCUAGUACAAUUUUGAAACGAAGCAUUACUUUCCGCUCAUUUCCUAGAUCUAGCAAUUUAAGUCAUACAACGCGGAAUUCGUCUUAUAGUUCAGUAACGACGAAAACAAUUCAUGAUGUAAAUACCAAUGUUGCAAGGGACGUUAUAUUAUUUAAAUAUGAGAAUCCGAAGUUUUUUAAAUAUAUGAAUGUGUUUGCUAUCGUCCAGUAUAUGUUUUGGACGUACCUUGGUGUGUUUGCGUUUAAAUCUUUAAGGGAUGCACCGGUGGACAAGUCUACGAUCACAGAUGAAACUCCCUGGUUUAGAAGAAUAAACCUUGGUGAAAAUAAGUACAGAAAUACUUUAGGAGCCGUCGCCUUAAUUAUUGGUACUGGAUCUUUAGCAAUGGUGUGGAUGUAUACUUUGAAAUCUGUCAGAUAUUUAAUACUAAACAAGGGUGGGCAGCAUUUAACAUUUGUGACAUAUGGUCCAUUUGGUAAGAAUCGUAUGAUGAAAGUUCCUGUUGAGAAUGUCUGCUGCAAAGAGAACAGGACAAUGGCAAAAGUUCAACUUCCGAUUAAAGUGAAGAGCACAAUGAUGCAUUACAUGUUGGAUAUGAGGGGAGAGUUUAAAAACCCUCUUUUGUUUGAUAGCACUGCAGGAUUGUCUAGAAAGUGGUGAUGAAAUAAAUAUAAGUAUACUUCUAUUAGAAAUACUAUUAAAUAUUAAAACUUGUAAAAUGUGAAAUAUAG
This is a messenger RNA of Papilio polytes (common Mormon), 824 nucleotides long. RefSeq names its product transmembrane protein 223. The record is from RefSeq and is a predicted model, not a curated record. Gene Ontology annotation, cellular component: mitochondrion. The transcript is spliced from 2 exons. The coding region runs from base 76 to 753 and encodes 225 amino acids. Gene Ontology annotation, biological process: nervous system development. NCBI's taxonomy places the organism in Eukaryota, Metazoa, Arthropoda, Insecta, Lepidoptera, Papilionidae.